Messenger RNA from Betta splendens (Siamese fighting fish), 3303 nucleotides. It is a transcript of the gene anp32e, whose product is annotated as acidic (leucine-rich) nuclear phosphoprotein 32 family, member E. Gene Ontology annotation, molecular function: histone binding; phosphatase inhibitor activity. Gene Ontology annotation, cellular component: nucleus. The transcript is spliced from 7 exons. The coding region runs from base 576 to 1325 and encodes 249 amino acids. Lineage: Eukaryota; Metazoa; Chordata; Actinopteri; Anabantiformes; Osphronemidae. The record is from RefSeq and is a predicted model, not a curated record. Gene Ontology annotation, biological process: regulation of apoptotic process.
AACUGGGUUCUCUCUGUGCUGGUUCUGAACCGGUGUAACGUGAAUGCAUUACGUAACGACUAGGUCACUGGUUUCACUGACCCGGGACAGGUCCGGAGUCCGGAACCAGCCUCAUUAGUGAUAUUAGACGUGCUUUAGUUUAUAGUUUAUAGAAAUGUCUCGUCAAGAACGUUUGGAUCCGAUGAACCGAACUCCAGCUGAUCAUUAGCUGCUGCAGCUCUGCUUUAAUUAAUGUGACUCAUGUUUACAAUAACUGAUGAGGGUCAGACAGAGAAGUCGGACCGGUGUCGUAUUCUGAAGUGGAGGAAGCCGGCAGAUGGUCUGUAGAGGCUCAGAGGAGGCACACACACACACACACACACACUCUCUCACACACACACACACACACACACACACACACUCUGUGCCUGUAGAUUAUAGUGGUUUAACCCUCAGUGGACAGACACUGAGGUGCUGGAGUCCAGUCAUGGCUGUUGUCCUGCAGACCCAAGCUGUUAUACAAGAGCCAGAGCCAAAGGGAAAUAAAGGAGCCACCGGCCUGAAGCGUGAGAGCGCCCUCCCCUCGUAUCUCUUCCAUGGCGCUAGAGCUCUCUCUCGAACCCUCUGCCUGUCUUCAUCUCUAUCCUCAUCUUUACUGCAUAGCAGAGCUUGUGGUGGAUAACAGCCGCUCUACAGACGGGGAGGUGGAGGGUCUGACGGACGACUUCACGGACCUCGAGUUCCUCAGUCUGGUCAACGUGGGUUUGAACUCUCUGGCUAAACUGCCCUCGCUGCCCAAAUUACGCAAGUUGGAACUGAGCGACAACAACCUGUCUGGUUCUCUGGACACUCUGGCAGAGAAAUGUCCCAACCUGACCUACCUCAACCUGAGCGGGAACAAGAUCAAAGACCUGAGCACGGUGGAGGCGCUGCAAAAUCUGAAGAACCUGCAGAGUCUGGACCUAUUCAACUGUGAGAUCACGUCUCUGGAGGACUACAGGGAGAGCGUGUUCGAGUUGCUGCCUCAGAUCACCUACCUGGAUGGGUUUGACCAGGAGGACAACGAGGCACCGGACUCGGAGGCUGAGGACGAAGACGAAGACGGGGAGGACGGUGCGGGACAGCCAGGUGAUUAUGAUGAGGAUGAUGACGAAGAGGAAGAUGAGGACGGUUCCGAGGGAGGAGAGGUGGGGCUGAGCUUUCAGGUGAACCGAGCCGAUCAGGAAGAGGAGGAGGAGGAAGAUUAUGCGGAGGAGGAGGAGGAAGAGGACCAGGUUCAGGGACAGAAGAGGAAGCGAGACGAGGAUGAUGAAGGCGAGGAAGAUGAGGACGAUGAAGACGACUAGUCUUCGGGCCUACUGUCAUGUGUGUGUUGUCCUGUCCUGUUUCUGUCCAUCUCAGCCCAUCUCUGGACCCGACCUCUGCCAGACUUCAACCACUGCACCUACAACAGGGACAGCAGCAACAGGAACAGUGACCCGAUGGUUCCUUUCAGUCUGUGAUAGAAAAUCUGUUCUUUAUUUUAGAUAAUAUAUAAGAUUUUAUCAGAACUUUACCUGGUGGGCACACCUGAAGACGCCACGCCUCCCUUUAAACCUGGUUCUGGAUCACAGAUCAUCCGUCUCCUCUCCACAACCUCGGCCCCUGUUUGGCAGCUGUAAGGAACCAAGAAGACCCGAACAGAAACCUGUUUUUUACAGUACCAGGGCCUGGACACGUUUUCUGCUCGGAGACCUUCACCGGUCCAGAACUCAAGACCCAGUCUGACACACAGUCCACUUGCAACACUUGAUGGUCUUAGGUUCUGCUUCUUAUUGAUCCCUGCACCUGUUUUAAUAAAUGAGCUUUUAACACAACUUAAUUUAAAUGUGAGUCCACUUUGACCUUGACUGUGAUUGGACCCUGUGCAGCUUAAAUUCUUGUAUUCUGGACUGGGUUUGAUUCGUUUCCAAGAGCAGGAACUGUUCUGAUCAGAGAUUCUCAGGAGAAGUCUUCAAAUGAUCUUUCUUUGUCUCUGAGCUUUAGUCCAGACACACACCCACAUUAAAUCUGCGUUCAGAACCAGGAUCCAGGUCUUUCUGCGGCCGUGUCGGUCUGUGGCCCCCUUCCGGAUCUCAGUGUGUCAACCACCCAAUCAGGGACGUCACGUUUGUGUGUUGAACUCUUCGGGAUCCCCGUCACAGACCUGCUGCAGCUCAGGUCCGCAUCACAAUCUUAUUUACGAUAUUCCCAGUGUGUGUUUGAUUUUUUUCAGGGGUUCUCCAGGAGAGAUUAAUAGGCGGGUGGAAUUCUUAGUUCCAAUGUUUCUUGUUUUGGCGUUUUUGUCUGCUGAUGUUUUUAGUUUGAUGUAAAGCUGAGCAAUUUGUCCUUAUACUUCCGGUCCCCUCGUAAUGUCCCGAUCAGCUCCGAGGCUUCAGGCUGCUAGUGUGUUCAGGUGCCCCUCAACAAGUCAGGUCAGAACCUCACAGUGUUCUCCAUGUGUCUUUAUUCAGAUUACUUUAGAAACUAGAAACUAGAUUUUAACUACGCAAUUUAUGAAUUCAGUGCAUCAGUAAAUCAAAUAUUCCUUUGAAAAGUUUUAUUAUCACGUCUGCUUGCUUAACAGGAUCAGGUUUAACUGAAAUGAAAUAAGAGACUGGGUCUGUGACAUAAUGGCUCACCUUGAACGCACCAUGCAGCUUGUCUUCCAGCGUUUACCUGUGUAAGGGGCGGAGUCUGAAGCUGGUCACACCUGUGCUGCAUCACCAUCCUUCACACUAAACAUUUUCCUUUCUGCUGCUGCAUCACACACCCAAGCAAGUGGGAAUAAAUGGAUUAAUUUGGAAGCAGUUUAAGCAUUUAAAAUCUUAAUUUGUGUUGAAUAUUGGAUUAAUCCACGUAUUUCUCAGUUUCCUUCAUUUAUGUCCAGUUUAUUCUGGUUUGAUGAAGCAGCCAGGUUCGAUUCAGCUUCGACUUUUCUAUAAGCUGUGUUUCUCUCGCUUGCUCGUAAAAACAACACAUCCACUCAUAAAGGUUUAGUUGAAGUGUUGUGCUGUUUUUAAGAGUGUAAAGGUCAAAGGUUAUUUGUCUGACCUGGGACGCUUCAAAGGCAAUACUGUAAAUAGACUCUGCUUCAGGUUUUUAUUUUGUACUGACCAGUCAUUUUACUCAUCUUUUUUCUGCAGUGAGGUGACGUUAUCCCAUUUUUGACCUUUGACCCUGGCUCACUCCCCUGUCAGCUGUUAGUUUCCCCUCCUUCAUUGUGUUUGUGGGAACUGUUUGAUUUUUUUGUGUGUUGUAUCUGAAACUUUACUGGGAGUUUUCAAUAAAAGCCCUAAAAGGAAA